CUUCAAAUUCUUGCAGAACAUGCCAAGAAACUACGCUGACAUCAUCGGCCGUAACGCUGAUCGUCUCAUCAAAAAAUAUGAACACAUUCCAACAAUCAUUUCCGCAGUUACCCUUGUCAUUGGAAUCUUUGUAUGUGCUAUUCCGGUCAUCGUGGAUCACAUGAAGAGAGCAAACGUUUAGAAGACCAAAAAGGACCGAAAAUUAUGUAUUCUGUACAUUUUAAUAAUGAAUAUCACAUUACAAGUCAUAUGAGUUGUCUAUUUGAUAACAACUAUCAUAAUAAAUAAUCUUUGUUUAUA
This is a messenger RNA of Caenorhabditis elegans, 300 nucleotides long. RefSeq names its product T2SSF domain-containing protein (gene F07C3.9). Bases 20 to 181 code for a protein of 53 amino acids. The record is from RefSeq and is marked reviewed. NCBI's taxonomy places the organism in Eukaryota, Metazoa, Nematoda, Chromadorea, Rhabditida, Rhabditidae. The transcript is spliced from 2 exons.